GUCUGGUCUGCACCCUGUCAGUGAAUAUAAGUCUUUGCAUGUGAACAAUUCUGUAAUGGCUGAAAAAAGCCUCUCCAUGCUUUACUGCUGGGGCUCCAGCAAUUGUGGCCAGCUUGGAGUUCCUGGGACUUUUGAUGUGCACCAAGAAGGUGGACCAACUGAUGGGCACAAAGUUGAUUUACCAGUCAGAUUAAAAACUAUUAAUAACAUCAAACAAGUUGCUGCAGGACUGGAGCACACCUUAUUCCUGACAAACAAGGGUGAAGUGUUUGUUAGUGGCAAUGGCGAGGUUGGGCAGCUUGGCAUUCUUUUGCCUACCAGCAUCAAACAGAUCCAUGCUCCAGUUCAAGUUCUCACUUUAAAGGAUCAUCAAGUGAUGCAGGUGGCGGCUGGUGAGCAGCAUUCAGUUGCUGUUACCACUUAUGGUGAGGUGUACAGUUGGGGUGACAACACGUUUGGGCAGACUGGCAUAGGCGGGAGUGAGCAGGAAGGUCCCGUGUCGUACCCUGCUCGCAACAAGACGCUGGCUCACCUCAUGGUGGUGCAGGUCGCUUGUGGUGCCCACCACACGCUGGCUCUCACUUCAGAUGGCAGCGUGUACGGCUGGGGCCUCAACAGCAAUGGCCAGUUGGGCAUGUUCACCGCCGAGCCUGUGAGGAAAGCUACACUCGUCACCGCGCUGCAGGGCCUCCCCAUCAUGCAGCUGUGCUGCGGAGGCCAAAUGUCAGCUUGCAUCAGCCGCUGCGGGUAUCUGCUGACCUGGGGCAACAACAGGCACGGUCAGCUAGGACGCACUAUUGUGUCCAGCAAUCCUAAACAGUGUCAAGAUUUGGGAUCUGCUCUAUGUUCUGCCACCCCGAAAGUGGUGCCCAACCUGGCCAGCUAUUCCGUACCCAUCGUGUACGUGGCAGUGGGCAGCAACCACGUUGCUGCUCUUGAUUCUGAUGGAAAGCUGUGGACGUUCGGCAACGGCAGCCUGGGCUGCACUGGUCACGGUGGUGCCGGUGGCCCGGAUUGUUCACUUAGCACCCCGCGCACGGUGCUUGACCUGGUCGGCUCGACGGUCACGCAAGUCGAGUGCGGCCGCAACCAUACGCUCGCUCUCGCCCACGGCAAUGUGUACGCUUUUGGUGACGGCAGCAGCGGUCAGCUUGGCAUCACAGAAGUGCCCUCCUCAGGCUACGUCACGGCGCCUCGGCAGCUCAAGCCGCACUGGCAGAACAACCAUACGCGCGCUAAUGAAACCAGGCAAGCCGAUGCGUGUGUUCAGACCUCUCCUGACGGCACGCCUGACAACGGCUGUGAGGACAUGGAGGUCGAUGAGCCUCUAGCUGAGUCGUCGCCUGUGUUCGUGAAACAAAUAUUUUGUGGCGGGGACUGCAGUUUCCUGCUGACGACGUCGUGCCCUCGUCAGAGUUAUGACCGCACCGUCGCCGCCUGCUGCCCCGCCCCUGUACCGCCUCCCUCCGCUGCCUCGGCAGCACUUGCUGCUGAUGCCGCUGCUCAGGUGGCCACGAUUGCCGUACCUUUACCCGCUCCAUCGUCCCUGGAGGAGGCGAGCUCACCCGUCCCAGAAGUCUUGCCUUCUCCCACCCUCGAGAGCAGCGAAGCGUCAGGCCGGCGGCUGCCCGUCUACGAGCUCCAACUCGCGCACGUCCGAUACUUGGCCGACCUUCUGCCUGACCAGCGCAUCGAGAGUGAUGUUUUUACUUAUUUGGAGACUGCGCUGGCGUCAGUAGCGUGCUGGAAUCAGUCCUUCUUGUGCACCACGUUUAUUCGGGACCCCAACGAGCACGCCAUUGACAUGCACGCCGCCUCCAACUUUAUGACAACGCUCGCCUCAAUCACACGCGACACAGCCAAAGAUAUGAUAUGGAGUGGCAUUCAGUCGACUGCGUCAAACUUACCAUCUUGGUGCGUGACGUCCGAGUGUCUGCGAGCGUAUGUGCUGUUGGUGCUCACGCCGCACUUCAGUGACGUCAGUAACUACAAAACACUGCAUCUGCCGUACGCUAACAAGGCCAGCGCAUGGUCUCCCAAAGCCAAGUCCAUUAUGGUGCACUGGCUGUCGCAGUCAUCCCUUGACUUCCUGGAGCGGAUGGUGAAGGCGUUCGUGGGAGCUGUGGGGCAAGCUCUCAAGGAUGAUAAUCGCCAGCAAACUCACGUGAAGCCAGAGCUCGUUGGUCUCUUCGACUUGUUAAAGCAACUCUACGAUGUGAACAAACACAGAGCGACUGGUAUUGCUUUGAACACAUUCUACGUGGACGAGAUCUUCGAUUUUGUCAUGAUAUCUGAAGAUUACAAGCGGUGGAGAGAGAAGCCGCUCAUGGGCGCGAAAAAACUCUCUGACAAGGUACCGAUGUUUUUCUGCGACUAUCCUUUCCUCUUCAACGCUGUUUGCAAAAACGUAGUUCUCAGAGUGGAUUCAAUGGUGCAGAUGCAGAAUGCAGUUCGAUCGUCAGUGCCCCUCGCUAACCUGCAUUAUGGAGAUCCAACGGCACUUUUGUUUUCCAUGUUCGGUGCGAAUCUGAGUUUCGACCCACACCUCAGACUCAAAAUCCACAGAGACAACAUCUUGCAAGAUGCUUUCGACCAGAUCAGCAUGGCCAUGCCCAGAGAGCUUAAACUGCCACUGGUGGUUGAGUUCCACAACGAAGAGGCUCAGGACGACGGAGGUGUUCGCAAAGAGUUUUUCCUCCUCCUCAUGCGUGAGCUCUUGAAUCCAAAUUACGGCAUGUUCCAGGAGUACGAAACGUCGCGCUACAUCUGGUUUAGAGAAAACUCUUACGAGUCUCGGCACAUGUUUUGCCUUGUAGGAACCUUGUGCGGUCUUGCCAUCUACAACAGCAUAAUCAUCAACCUCCCCUUCCCACUGCCUCUCUACAAGAAAAUUCUCAACGAGCCCAUGACUUUGGACGAUUUCAUUGAACUGGACCCUGUCAUGGGCAAGAACCUGCGUGAGUUGCUGUUAUAUGAAGGCGAUGACGUAGAGGAGGUGAUGUGCCUAAACUUCACGCUGGACCGCGUCUACUUCGAUGAGGUCGUCAGCAAAGAACUCAAGCCGGGCGGAGCUGACAUUCCUGUUACUAAUGACAACAGAGAGGAGUAUGUGCAGCUGAUAGUCGAUUACAUACUAACGAAAAGCAUAGAGGAGGAGUUCUCGUCUUUCUGUGCGGGCUUCGAGCGCGUCUGCGGAGGCGACAUUCUGCGUCUCUUCCAGCCUGUUGAGCUCAUGUCGCUUGUGGUCGGCAACGAAGACUACGACUGGGACGCUUUCAAGAGUAACACCUCUUACAAGGGGGAGUACAGCGCCGACCACGAAACAAUUGUCACCUUCUGGAGCGUCUUCGAUGAGAUGGCCCUGGAGGAUAAGAAGAAAUUCCUGCUAUUCUUGACCGGCUGCGACCGCGUCCCCCUACUGGGCAUGAGGGCCAUCAAAAUGGUGAUAGAGCCAGUGCAAGACUCACGACUGCUGCCGGUAGCGCACACUUGCGUCCACCAGCUCGAUUUGCCCAAGUACGGAACGAAGGAGCGUCUCAAGUACAAACUCUUGCAAGCCAUCCAACACUACGAGGGCUUCGGUCUCGUGUAGUCGCCCCCUGUGCUCAGCCGCCAGUACGGUAUGCAUGCGGUCGCUCUCUUUAUUUCAAAAUUUUAGCUACUGAAUCAAUACUAUUCAGGUCGAGAUACAAUUUCAUGAAGUGAAAUUAGUUUUUUGGAAAAAGUUCUAAGGUUUUAGAAUUACUGGUCCAAAUUUGAAAUUGGACACACGAGCUUAUGGCUCUGCGGUGCUGGCGCAGAUUGUUUUGUCCGGUAAUUGUUCUAAAUCGUUAGGGAAACUAUUGCUGAGCGUGUCAUGCUGAACAGGUGAACCGAGUUCCUGCCUGGACUUGAAACGAAAAGUUUAUUAGAUGAAAUCCUAGUCGCCAGUUAUAGUUAUGAAGUUUUGAGUUGUGUGGUUAUUCUGAUAUCCAAUACGAGAUAGUCUUUUAUUUGACAGAAGGUUGGCCCUCAUGACUGGAGCUCAGACUGGCACUAAUUAUAUGACAAGAUCAAGGCAUGAAAUUUACAUCUGGAGAACUUAAGUGAGAUUAAAUAUGAUUAUGGAUAGAGUGUCUACUUAACUCCGAAUCAAUUUUCAAAUAUGUUUAGGAAUAUAGUGUGCUCAUUCUAGCCUUAAAUAACGGAGAAUAUAUUAUUUACAAUAAAAGAAGUACAAUUUAUCAGAUUCAUAGCACCUAUGCGUAAUGUGGCGUAUGAUACCAGUCAGUUGCAGUCAAGAGUCUUAGGAACGACAAAACUCUUGUUUGUUAAUGGAUUAAAGUUUGAUUUUUGAUAUAACACGCCUCUGGCGGAUCUCGUGUGAUAACCACGUCUUCGUAUGUACUACAGUAGGUACUAUAUUAUAUUACGGCUGAUUGAACAUUAUAUACAAACCCGCUUUUCCCGUGAAAAUAAUUUGUUUUACGAUAUUUUCUAUGAUUUAUCUUCUGGCUGUAUCGUAACGUUUAGCCAGAGUUUUUGCAUUCGAAACGUUUGCGUUGAUCUAUUUGUUGAAGUGGAUGGAUAUGAGUGGUGCAUCCUAUUUAGGAGUUCCUAUUGUCAUUUUGUGAAUGCCAUGUUCUAUAAGAAAAACAGCGUUCCAAUGUUGACACCUGUUGUAGUAUUGUAAAACAGUUUAGAUGAAACGUAUAUAUCAUACUACAUAUUAAUUCACGCGUACUCACGAUCGCAACAUUACUGCUGCUAAAAAGUUGUCUAUCAUACUUUUUACCGAUUUAUUUAUGAUUUACUGAUAGUGUGGGACAAGUACAGAAGUAAAUCUAAAUCUUAGAGCGUCACAAAGUCGUGCAGCACAGUCCGAGGCACGGCAAUGAUUCUUUGCAACGUUUUAGACGGUCUCCAGUAUAUAUUGGUCAAUUUCACUUUUAACUGCAUCCCCACAUUGUUGUGUGUGUUUUUUUUUUUUUUUUUGUCGGGAGAAAGUCACGCUUUUAUUUUCAUUCCAACGUCAACAGAAUACUUCAUUAAUAUCGGGUUCGUAGAAUAUUUACCAGUUUGUUCUUUUGGUGUUCAAAUAUUUUGAACAGAAUAUUAACAAUGUGGCGAAAUCAAUUUCAUGUCGAUCGAGUUUUCAUUUGAUUUUAAGCUCUCACCUUAAAAACUUGGUUUAUAACCAUUUCAAGUUCUAGGCCGUUUACACCAAUUGGGGCAAUAGAAACUCUGUGCAUCAGAAUAGCUUUUUUCUUCUUUCGCUUGAAGUGGAUUUCUUUAAUAUCCUCAUAUUUAAGGUAGAUGGAUCAUUCAGCAGUUUUAAUUAAUUCUUACUAAUCAUUGUGCCUUUCUUCGCAAGUGUUAAGAUACUUGUUAUUCAUGCUCUUUGGAAGAAUAAAGUUGUGAUGGAAA
Messenger RNA from Hyalella azteca, 5406 nucleotides. RefSeq names its product probable E3 ubiquitin-protein ligase HERC4 (gene Herc4). Gene Ontology annotation, molecular function: ubiquitin-protein transferase activity. Bases 56 to 3592 code for a protein of 1178 amino acids. Lineage: Eukaryota; Metazoa; Arthropoda; Malacostraca; Amphipoda; Hyalellidae. The record is from RefSeq and is a predicted model, not a curated record. The transcript is spliced from 24 exons.